AUGUUCACCCACGGCUGGAAGAAGUCAUCAUGGCGGUACCUAUGGGCAGUACCUGUGAUAUAUCUCGUUGUAGCUGGGCUUGAGGCAGUUAUGGCUGGGAGUAUUGUUGGCUUAGUACUGGGCGCCGUCUACUCCGCAGGAUACUACGAGAUGAACACUUGGAUUCCAUGCACCUGGGGCUUUAUCAACGUACUGGUCCUCAUCAUUUCUUCUUUCUCGAUACAGGGCGGACUUUAG
Molecule: messenger RNA, 237 nt
Organism: Fusarium pseudograminearum CS3096
Lineage: Eukaryota; Fungi; Ascomycota; Sordariomycetes; Hypocreales; Nectriaceae
Exons: 2
Coding region: 1-237 (78 amino acids)
Source: RefSeq, a predicted model, not a curated record